Leptinotarsa decemlineata (Colorado potato beetle) is the source of this 3584-nucleotide messenger RNA. RefSeq names its product Cadherin 99C (gene Cad99C). Gene Ontology annotation, molecular function: calcium ion binding. Lineage: Eukaryota; Metazoa; Arthropoda; Insecta; Coleoptera; Chrysomelidae. The record is from RefSeq and is a predicted model, not a curated record. Gene Ontology annotation, cellular component: plasma membrane; cell-cell junction. Gene Ontology annotation, biological process: homophilic cell-cell adhesion.
CUGACGCCCAUCGGGACGACCAUAUUCCAGAACAUCGUCGCCAAAGACAAAGACACCGGAGUCAAUGGACUGGUGGAAUACUCCAUAGUGAAAGGAUCAAUUUUGACAGUGUCUUCAGUUUUCUGUUAUGAUAGUUUAGCUGGAAACUUGUUUUUGUUCCAGGAUCGAGCUAGAGAGGAAUCCCAAAGGUUGUCUUCUACAACGACGCUAACUGUGAAUAUCAAAGAUGAUGAUGAUCUUCCUCCCUCGUUCAUUUACAAGGGAUGCAUGCUAUUGGACGGGUCUUGCAUCAACCCGGAAUAUUCUGCUUCGGUCUCCAGUGGCGUGCUCCACGGCAUCCUCAACGUGUCCCCAGAGAAAAUCCAAGCCGUCGACAUGGAUACCAUCAACUCGCCGAUACGGUACUCGUUUGUGAGCGGUACCCCGAAUUCUUACGUGGACUACUUCCGAAUCGAUCCGGACACCGGAGCCGUGCACCAAACCAAACCAGUAGACACUUCCACGACGAAGAGAUUUGCCAUAAUUAUCAAGGCCCAAGAAGUGUCCGAAGCCAAGCGAUCCACAACGGCAAAACUGUUCAUCACAGUAAAACCCGUAGACGCUCACCCACCGGAAAUAAAGUUGUCCGCCACGGAAGGUUUCGUCGACGAAAACGCCCCCAUCGGAGAGAAAGUCGUCGACGUUGAUGGCCAGCCUCUGCUCGUCACAGUCGAAGAUAAGGAUUUCGGCCCUGAGGAUCCCAAGCCGAGCUACACAUUCGAACUGACCUCGCCCUAUUUCGUCAUAGACAAAGUGGGUCACGUGAUCGUCAACGAGAACAACUUGGAUCGGGAUCCGCCGAAUCCCGGGAAAUUCAAAUUUCAAAUCGUGGCCCGCGAGAAGCCGGGAGUGGCUGCGAGCGCCCCCACUUCGGUCGCGGUGACGCUGCGCGAUGUCAACGAUAACGCCCCCAUGCUCCCCAUGAUAGCGCCGGUUUCGGUGCCGGCCGGAGAAGGCAAAAGGGUGGUCACCACGAUACAAGCGACGGAUAAUGAUGAAGGUAGGAUAGUGAUUAAAGCCGAAGACGCCGGAAAAUUAUCGAGCACGGUAAGGGUGAACAUCAAAGUGACGGACAUAAACGACAAAAACCCCGAAUUCGUUGGUGACCCGUACGAGUUCAAAGUGAAGGAAGGCCUGAACCAAACUUCUGUGGGUUUCGUUCGUGCGACCGAUGCCGACGAAGGAAUAAACGCUCUGGUGUCUUAUUCGAUCCCGGCUGAUCUGCCCUUCGACAUCGAUAACGAAACGGGAGAGAUCUCCACCAAACGACCUCUUGACUAUGAAACGCAGAAGAAUUAUCAGUUCGUCGUGACGGCAAAAGAUGGCGCUCCUGAUCCUAGGAUAGCCACAGCAACUGUAUCAAUCGAAGUUCUUGACAUUGAAGACGAAGUGCCUGUAUUUCCCAUCGGAGAAUACGAGGCCACUAUACCCGAAAAUGUUCCAGACGUCUUCGUCACUCAAGUCAAGGCGAUCGAUCCAGACACGAUUAAGAAAGUCACAUACGUCAUCCACCGAGGUCCCACGGAUCUGUUCAGGAUCGAGGAGAACACGGGGUCGAUAUACACCACCAGGGGCUUGGAUUACGAGAAGGAAAACCAGCACGUCCUCGUCAUCGGCACUUUGGAAAACAUGUCGAGCACGAACGGAAGCACAACUAAAGUUAUAAUCAACGUUGAGGACCGCAACGAUAUCCCACCGGUUUUCACCAUUAUUCCGCAUCCAAUUACUCUGGAGGACAACGUACCUAUAGGCACGACGGUAACGACCCUCGAGGCCACCGAUUCGGAUGGAACAGCUCCCGGAAAUAAGGUUCGAUACGAAUUAGUCGGAAGAGGAAAAGCUGAGAAAUACUUCCAGAUAGAUCCGGAUACUGGAGUGUUACGCGUCACGAACGAUCUGAAAAAAGAAAUUGAUACGGAAUAUCAGGAAGGUCCUUGCUAUGAUGAAAAUGUAUGUGUAAUAGGAGAAUAUUCGUUCACAGGAAAGUUCUUCAUGAACGUGACUGAAGAUAGGAAUUGUGCGCUGUAUUUGAACGGUUCGUUGGAUUAUGAAACCCAGGAAUCGUACCAAUUCGAAGUUGAGAUAAUGUCUUUGAAAGGCUUCAUCAACAAAGAUUUCGCCAUAACCCAAAUAACGGUAAACGUUUUGGACGUGAACGACAACGAGCCCUAUUUCAUCUACCCCUCGCAGGAGUUCAAGAAAUACUACGCCGCUUUAUCAGACUCAUCAGCUCUGUCUACCACCGUGAUGCAGGUCAAAGCCGACGAUAAAGACGGAGGGAAGUUCGGGAAAAUCAAGUACUCCUUGUCCGGCAACAACAGCGAGGAGUACUUCGUCAUCGACCCUUUCACGGGGAUCAUAAAAACGAAAAAGUCCUUCCAAGAGGUGGACGAGUCGGUUCUUCCGUUUAGAUUGGAGGCCAAAGCUCGGGACAACCCGAACUCCACCGACAAUUUUUUCGAGACUGAGACCCAGGUGAUCGUCAACUUGAUUGGUUCGAGGAACAGGCUGAUCCUGGUGAUCGAGGACGCCAAGCCGGACGUGGUGCAGUCGAAGAUCGGAGAUAUCGCGAGGAUAUUGCAGGAGCAUUCGGGGAUGAUAGUGGGUGUGGAAAAGCUGGCGACGAAGGAGUAUAUUGGGAAAAACGGGACUUUGGAGGUGAAUACUGCAGCGACUGACGUUUGGUUUUGCGUGGUCGACCCGGAGAACGAUACAAUUUUGGAAAGGAAUCAUUCUGUGAUACGAAGAACAUAACGUUCGACAUUACUAGUCAAAUCAAACACAACACUUUCAACAUCCACGAACCUCUGUCCGUUCCAAAAGUGAAGAGCGCUUCCAUAGCUUAUUUCAGUGGAGAUGUCUUUCCUUACGCCCUCAUCGUAAUAGCCUGCAUCAUUUUCGUCCUGGGAAUAGUCGGGAUCAUAUACAUAUGCAUCUCAUGGUCUAGGUACAAAAAUUACAAGGAGCAAAUGCACCAGCAGUACACUGUUCCAUCGAGUCCUGUUAGAUACGAUACAGUUUAUGUAGAGCCGAAUCUGAAAGAAUAUGAAACGCAGGUGUUGCAGAUGGUUGUCCCGGUGGAUGAUCAUGAAGAUUACAAUGACUUGCAUCUGGAUUUCAGCAACAAAAACCACACAUUCAGUUUGGACAAUGUCAGUUACAUCAGCAAGGACAAUAACCUUAACAAAUACGGUCAACAAAGUCCAGUUAGCAGUGAAUCUGCUACGACAGCACGAGCAUCCAGCGUGGGGGAUACUCAUGUACUGUCCAAAAACAUUAGUAAUACACUGAGACGUGAUCAUGUAUAUAGAUCUUCUGAUGAAGAAGAAAUGAAUGCCAGCCCUACAAACGACAAUGUGAUGUUUAAGGAGAAGAAAGACUACCUAAAUUUAGGAUUCUCCUUUGAUCAUUCCCCAGUCGAAACAACGACCGAACUGUAGAUAUUUUAAAAUUUUGUAUAGUAACAACAAAGUAUAUUUAUGGUAUUUUCAAGAUGAGACUUUGAGGUUUAGGUUAAUUUUGUAAUAAAUUUUAUCAUAUUUUUA